ACCACCACCACUACUCCUACACCUACCACCACUACUGCUACACCCACCACCACCACUACCACACCCACUACCACCUCCACUACUACAAUACCAACUACCACUACUACUGCACCCACCACCACCACCACCACCACCACUACAACACCGACACCCACCACCACUACAUCAACUGCAACUUUACCCCCUACAAUAACAACUAGCACCACCACAACCUUAGCAACCCCCACCAUCGACACCACCACAGACACGACCUCUCUUGACCCCGCCACGACUACAAGUGAUGACUAUUGGACGACUACAGAGGACGAUGACUCAGUGGUGACCCUUCCUGACGGUGACAACAACAGCAUCUUGGGCCUGUCCAUGUUUGAGUUCAUCGUCGUCCUUCUCUCCUCCUUCCUCCUCCUCCUCGUCCUCUUCACUUGCUUCCUCAUGCUGAUUUUCAAGAGGAAGAGGAGGAUCUACGUCAGAGUUGUCCCUUACACACCACGCGCAGCUCCUAUGAAAUUCCCUCGCACACCUUUGCCUCAAGUAAUACCCACGUCGGAGCUCAUCCCGAGGCCAAUACUACGGCAUACCUCACUUAGCAACGACAGGAAGCCUCGGUCCGUCAGCUGGGAGUACGGUGGAGAGCCCGGCGGAGGGAGGUGGGACGCAGACAACCACAACCCAACACCCCAACGGCACUACAUCACCCUCGACGCCCAGCCAGUCCGCCACGACCCUGGGGAUGUCUAUAGCAUCUCCCAAGGCUUCGACUCCUGGGGGAAUGACAUGCAGAGACCCCAGGAGCCUACCAAUGCCCUCUGGCGAGACGCUCCCUGGGCAGAUAAUAACAUAUACGAGUGGCGUCGAUAA
Molecule: messenger RNA, 858 nt
Organism: Eriocheir sinensis (Chinese mitten crab)
Lineage: Eukaryota; Metazoa; Arthropoda; Malacostraca; Decapoda; Varunidae
Exons: 2
Coding region: 364-858 (164 amino acids)
Source: RefSeq, a predicted model, not a curated record